AUGCUGCUCACUAAAAGAACACGUUGGUUAACAAAGGCGGUGCUGAGACGAGGUUACAGUACUCGAGUUAACAACCCUAAACCGCGUAGCACCCGCUGGCCUGUGGGUGCAGGAGUGUUGGGACUCGGUUUCGCAACAUGCUUUUGGCUGUUCCACGAACGCAGAGAUGUUGAGACAAAAAAAGGUGUUAAAAUUGAAGGUCCAUGGCAAGUUUACGUUUUAAGUACACUCCCAUUACGAACCUUGUCGCGCGUUUGGGGUGCUUUAAACUCGGUGCAUUUACCUGCAUGGAUUCGUGUGCCAUGGUUCCGUUUAUAUGCGACUAUUUUUGGAUGCAAUUUGGAUGAGGCUGCUUGCAAGGAUCUACGCGAGUAUCGAAACCUCUCUGAAUUUUUUGGAAGAGCUUUGAAGCCUGGUGCGCGCCAGGUUGACGAAGAUGCAAUUAUGGUGUCUCCCUCUGACGGGAAAGUUCUCAGCUUUGGAGUGCUGGAAGGGGAUCGCAUGGAGCAGGUGAAGGGACUCACGUAUUCAUUGAACGCACUUUUGGGCGAUGAUAUGCAUGCGAAAAUGGCCGAGGAACACAGUGAUCACAUGUCUGCACUACGGCAUGAAAAGUUUGCAGUUGUCAAUGGGAUUGACUACAGUUUGCAAGACAUAUUCGGUCACGACCAUGGUGAACCAGAACGUGAAGUGAAGACGGUGCCGGAUGCAUCUGCAGACCAUCGCGACUUGUUUGAGUCGUCUCGCGUAGCCGUCAAGGCUGCACCUCAAUUCACAUCACACAAAGACGAUUGUCUGUAUUACGCUGUUGUCUAUUUAUCGCCCGGGGACUACCAUCGGUUUCAUUCACCCACGGACUGGGUGGUGGAACGGAGACGACACUUCAGCGGCGAGCUGUUUAGUGUCUCGCCGUACAUGGCCAAGCGUUUAUGCAACCUGUUUGUACUGAACGAGCGCGUUGCACUUCUUGGUCGAUACAAAUAUGGCUUCAUGAGCAUGGUUCCCGUUGGCGCGACCAACGUAGGCAGCAUUGUCAUUAACUUUGACAAACAACUUCGAACAAAUCGAUUCUCGAAGCUGGGACCUCCGGGCACGUUCGAAGAAGCUACGUACGAAUCUUCAUCACCAACACUUGACGGUAUGCCGUUUACAAAAGGAGAAGAAAUGGGACGUUUCGAAUUGGGGAGCACAAUAAUCCUUGUUUUCGAGGCGCCUAAGAAUUUCGAGUUCAACCUGAACGUUGGCCAGCGUGUCCUCAUGGGCCAGUCCUUGGGGUCAUUGAGACCACAUAGUCCUUCGUAA
Molecule: messenger RNA, 1302 nt
Organism: Schizosaccharomyces japonicus yFS275
Lineage: Eukaryota; Fungi; Ascomycota; Schizosaccharomycetes; Schizosaccharomycetales; Schizosaccharomycetaceae
Product: phosphatidylserine decarboxylase Psd1
Exons: 1
Coding region: 1-1302 (433 amino acids)
Biological process (GO): glycerophospholipid biosynthetic process; protein autoprocessing; phosphatidylethanolamine biosynthetic process
Cellular component (GO): mitochondrion; mitochondrial inner membrane
Molecular function (GO): phosphatidylserine decarboxylase activity
Source: RefSeq, a predicted model, not a curated record